This is a messenger RNA of Amaranthus tricolor (Joseph's coat), 3890 nucleotides long. Its product is annotated as tRNase Z TRZ3, mitochondrial. Gene Ontology annotation, biological process: mitochondrial tRNA 3'-end processing. The record is from RefSeq and is a predicted model, not a curated record. Lineage: Eukaryota; Viridiplantae; Streptophyta; Magnoliopsida; Caryophyllales; Amaranthaceae. The transcript is spliced from 12 exons. Bases 258 to 3095 code for a protein of 945 amino acids. Gene Ontology annotation, cellular component: mitochondrion. Gene Ontology annotation, molecular function: 3'-tRNA processing endoribonuclease activity.
CUUGAUAUCAAUUUCAAACAAUUCUAUUAUCAUCAUACGCAAUAUAUCCAAUAAACAUCAAGUCAUUCUUCAUUCAAUUCGUUUCCAUAGUCACAAAUCACAAGACAACCCAAAUGGCGUUUUUAAGAACGGAAAAGUACAUUUACUCGAGUCAUGACUCAUGACUCCCGACACCUUCCAAUAUUCCAUGAAGAACGAAGUUGAAAGAGCAUGAACUUGUAAAGUCUUAAACCCUUUGAAAAUAAAAACAAGUACAAAUGAUUUCUCAACUAUCAAAUUGCCGCCUCCUAAUUAACCAUUCUCCUCUAAUCUUCUCUCCUUCCUUAAUCAAACCCUUAAACAUUCAAACCCUCAGACCUUUCUCUUUCUUCACUGUCUUCUCAUCUCUACCUAAAAAUCAAAGAAAUUUACCUUCUUCCCCUGCUAAAUCUCUUAAGGUUAAACCCAGGAAUAAUAGUUCUUUAUCAGAGAAAAAUAAAUCAGAAAAGGGUCCUAAAAUGGCGGAAAUUGAUUCUACUGGAUUCAAUAAAAGAAGGGCUGAAGGUAAAGAUAAGGCUGAUAAACCUAAGAAUCUUCAACGGAAAGUUAGAAAGCUUAAUCCUGUUAAUACUAUUUGUUAUGUUCAGAUUUUGGGAACUGGAAUGGAUACUCAAGAUACAUCUCCUUCGGUCUUACUUUUCUUUGACAAGCAAAGGUUCAUUUUCAAUGCUGGAGAGGGUUUGCAGCGGUUUUGCACUGAGCAUAAGAUUAAGCUGUCAAAGAUAGAUCACAUAUUUCUUUCUCGAGUCUGCUCAGAAACUGCUGGGGGGCUUCCAGGUCUUUUGUUGACACUAGCUGGAAUUGGGGAGGAAGGAAUGUGUGUCAACAUGUGGGGACCUUCAGACCUCAAGUAUUUGGUUGCCGCAAUGAAGGCUUUUAUUCCAAAUGCUGCCAUGGUCCACACCCGUAGCUUCGGUCCGUCACAGGACCUUGAUGAGAUAGCUAUACCUGAUCUUACAAAACUUUCAGAGCCCAUUAACCUCAUUGAUGACGAAGUCGUUAAAAUAUCAGCCAUUCUCUUGAGACCGAGCGAGAAUAAUGAGCCAUCAUCGCGUAGUGCUAGUGAUGAAUCAGGAGUGAUCAUAAAACCUGGAGAUCUGUCUGUCAUUUAUGUUUGUGAGUUACCUGAAAUUCAAGGGAAAUUUGAUCCGGAGAAAGCUAAGGCCCUUGGACUGAAAGCCGGGCCUAAAUAUCGUGAACUGCAGCAUGGCAAAUCGGUCAAAUCAGAUUUUCUUGACAUCAUGGUACAUCCUAGUGAUGUUAUGGAUCCUUCUAUUCCUGGACCUAUUGUGCUUCUCAUUGAUUGUCCUACUACCUCUCAUUUACAAAAUUUAUUGUCCAUGGAUUCUCUAAAUAAAUUUUACAUGGAUUUUUCUGGCAAUCCCUCUGAUAAUGCCAAGGCAGUUAAUUGUGUAAUUCAUUUAAGUCCAUCAUCCAUCACUUGUAGUUUAGAUUACCAAAAAUGGAUGAAGAGAUUUGGUGAUGCCCAGCAUAUCAUGGCUGGACAUGAACGGAAAAAUGCUGAAAUUCCUAUUCUACAAUCAAGUGCUAGAAUUGCUGCAAGAUUGAAUUACUUGUGUCCUCUGUUCUUCCCUGCUCCAGGGUUUUGGUCUCUUAAUAGCACAGACAAUUUGUCAUUGACCUCAAAUUCUGCAACUAUGGGAUCUCAAGCCACUAUCUCCGCCGAGAAUCUUCUUAAGUUCAAUUUGCGUCCAUAUGCAAACCUCGGUUUAGACAGAUCUUCCAUCCCUGCUUCUACUGGUUCGUCUCAAAUCUUGGAUGAGUUACGCGCAGAAGUUCCAGAAAUCGAAGAUGCAGUGCGACAAGUUAGUAAGUUGUGGGAUUUUCCUGUGAAUGCUAAUGGAAUAAUGCAUUCACAGAAUAACUCUGUUAUUGAAGAGCCAUGGUUCGAUGAGCUUGGUCUGCCUAGUUGUUUGCAAAAUAUAACCCGGGAAGUUAUGGAAAUUGUCCUUUUGGGUACGGGAUCAUCCCAGCCCUCUAAGUACCGUAAUGUAACCUCUAUUUACAUCAAUCUUUUCGCUAAAGGAAGCAUGCUUCUUGAUUGCGGCGAAGGCUCGUUAGGUCAAUUGAAGAGAAGAUUUGGCUUAGAAGGCGCUGAAAAUGCUGUGAGAAAUUUAAAGUGUAUAUGGAUUUCUCAUAUUCAUGCUGAUCAUCAUACUGGUCUAGCAAGAAUUCUUGCUCUACGUCGUGAUUUACUUAAAGGGGUUCCUCAUGAACCUUUGUUAGUUGUGGGCCCUGGCCAGCUGAUGAGAUUUCUAAAUGCAUACCAGAGACUUGAAGAUCUAGAUAUGCAGUUUCUAGAUUGCAGGCAUACAACUAAAGCCUCUUGGGAUGCUUUUGAGGCUUCUGUUGAUUCAAAUAAGGACUCAUCGUUUCCUAAUAUAUCUGGAAGUAAUGUCGAUUCGACGUUAUUUGUUAAAGGAAGCCCUAUGCAAAGCUAUUGGAAGAGACCUAGUAGCCCAGUUGGAAAUGCUGCAUCUUUGGAAAGACUGGUUCACUUGAAGAGAGUGCUAGAAGAUGCUGGGUUAGAGAAUUUAUUUAGUUUCCCUGUCGUGCAUUGCCCACAAGCGUACGGCGUUGCCAUAAAGGCAGGUGACCGGAUCAAUGGUGCUGGUGAAACGAUACCGGGGUGGAAGAUAGUGUACUCGGGGGACACAAGACCCUGUCAGGAGCUCAUAGAAGCAUCUCGUGGUGCAACUGUCCUAAUACAUGAGGCAACCUUUGAGGAUGCAAUGUCCGAUGAGGCGGUGGCUAGAAACCAUAGCACCACAAAAGAAGCCAUUGAAGUAGGUGAAGCAGCUGGUGUAUAUCGAAUCAUUCUUACACACUUCAGCCAACGGUACCCAAAAAUUCCAGUCUUUGAAGACGUACACAUGCAUAAUACGUGUAUAGGUUUCGACAUGAUGAGCAUCAAUAUGGCAGAUUUACCUGUCCUUCCGAAGGUUCUACCUCACCUAAAACUUCUUUUCAAAACCGAAAUGGGCAUUGAUGAAUCUGAUGAUGUUCUUCAGGAAGCAUGUAGUGCAGCUUCAUAGUCGCAUUCUUUUCUUUCAUUGAUAUUUUUGAUAAUUCGGAUGGAAAUCCGAGUGAUGAGAAUAGAAGCCAGGUUUACUUGCUUAAGCUCGGUUCGUAGCUUGUAAAUGUUUCCCUACAUGUACAGCUUUACGUUUGACGUGAGACAUUAUUUUAUAGAUCUUUAUUUAUUCUUUACUGAAAUGGUGGUUAAUUUACAACACCAUUUUUUACGAUUUUUUUUGAGUACUUGCAACCCAUGCCCGAGUGGUUCUGGAUUUCCAGCAUCAAUCGGGCACCACAAGAAAGGCAUGGUUUAAGUUUUAAUGCAUAUUCGAUUUUUAAAACAUCGAAGUUAUUAGAGCGGUAAUACAUAUGCAUUCAUCAGAAUUAAAUCGUCUCCGACUAGUCGAAUAAAGGGGAGCAAGUGUAUGUAUAAAGACACAUUGGAUGUUCAAAAACCUAUCUAUCCAACCCAGUGUAUGCCCUCAAAAUACAACCCAAAGGCAUCAAUAGAUGCUAUACAAUCAUAGAGUAACAGACAGAAUCUAGCAGCUCCUCAUUGCACAAAUAAAAUAAGAAAACAGAGCCAGAAAUAUACGUCCAGUGCAACUGAUCAGACGCAAAGAUUGAUUUUAAAGACGCACAACAAAGUGUCCGCAUCCAUCUAUUGUCGCAAUUGCUCCACAAAAUAUAUUCCAGCAACGUCUAAUUCUGAUGAUGAAAUUUUAAAUAUUUUUCUUCGUGAAGUUGCUUAGUCUACAGGGACCUCUACCUCCAUUUUUAGUUCAGAAUUUGCGAAAAUCUGUGAAUAGUCA